CGGACACUUUCUCUUUCAGAAAAGUCAUUUGUAAUGGUUAUAUAAUUCAAAUAGGCAUAUAUAUGUAUAUGUCCUAUGUUCGGGGAUUAUUUUCCCAUUUUGUGAUUAGGGUGACAGUUAGAAAUUUCAGUAUGAAUGUUACAUGGGAUGUAGUUGAGGUUAUUGCUGAACAACAUCAGGUGCCUUUGAAUAUUUCCAGAAAUGUUGUCAGACUGUUGGAUGAUGAAAAUACCAUUCCAUUCAUUGCAAGAUAUCGCAAAGAACAAACUAAUGCAAUGGAACCUGACAAACUCCGCUCUAUACUAGAGACCCUUACAGAAAUGAGAUCUGUUGAGAAGAAAAUACAAUCUGUUCACAACUCGAUUGAUAAACUUGGUAAAAUGUCAAAGUUUCUAGAGAAAUCCUUGCUAUCUGCGAAAACAAUGCAUGAAGUUGAAAUCUUGUAUGCUCCUUUUAAACCUGGAAGCCAGAGAAGUUUGGCUGAACAAGCACGGGAAGCUGGGCUUGAAAUUACUGCUGAAAAUAUUCUCUAUAAUGGCUGGAGGGUGAACUUUGCAACACUUAUACAACCACCGCCUUCAAAGUAUUCCUCCAUAGAAGAAGUGAAGACUGGUGUAAAGUACAUAAUUGCUGACAUUAUUGCCAAAAAUACAGAAGCAAGAGAAACUAUCAAUAAACUAUUCCUGUCCCAUUAUGUGGUUUUAGAGUCAAAGAAGAAGAAAACUGUUGAGAAAAAGACAAAAGCUGGUGAUAAAAAGGCAAAAACUAAACCUGGAAAGAAACAUGUGGAGGAACACAAGUUUUCCAACUAUUUUGAUUUCAAAUGUGGGAUUAAAUCUAUCAAACCUCACCAGGUUCUUGCAAUCAACCGGGGUGAAGAAAAUAACAUAUUGUCAGUGAAAAUUGUCAUUCCUGACAGUAUAAAAUAUGAAUAUCUGAAUUUUUGCCGCAGAACCUGGAUUCGACCUGCAACACCACCAGAAAACAAAAAUAUUCUGGAAGACUGUUUCCAGGAUGCCUUUAAACGACUUGUAUCCCCUCAGAUGUGUCGUUUUACUAGAUCCGAGCUGACGAAAACAGCAGAGAAGGCCUCUAUUGAAGUGUUCUGUAGUAAUCUAAAGAGUCGUUUGCUAAUGGCACCACUGAGAGGGAGAAUUGUACUGGCAAUAGACCCUGGCUUUCUGCAUGGCUGUAAGGUCGCUGUUAUAUCAGAAACAGGUCAGGUAUUGUAUACAGACACUCUAUACCUUCACAGCCAUAAAAACAAUGUGGUCAAAGAAAGCGAAAAAUUAGUUGACAUCAUCAGCACUAACAGGUGUGAGGUAAUUGCCAUUGGCAAUGGUACUGCAUGUCGGGAGACAGAAUCAGUAUUAUCCAAAUGCAUCAGCCAAAAAUUAUUCGGAUCACAGAAGAUUCAAUAUUGUAUUGUUGAUGAAAGUGGUGCUUCAAUUUAUAGUAUAUCUACUGUAGCUCAGAAGGAGCUUCCUGAUAUGGACCAGAACAUUCGUGGGGCUGUCUCUAUAGCUCGCCGUCUUCAGGAUCCUAUUGCAGAACUAGUCAAGAUUGAACCUAAACAUAUAGGAGUUGGAAUGUAUCAGCAUGAUGUUGCGGACAACAAGUUGAAAGAUGCUUUAGAUGGUAUUGUACAGGAGUGUGUCAGUUUUGUUGGAGUUGACUUGAAUACAGCUAGUGAACAUCUAUUAAGGAAGGUGUCAGGUUUGAGCUCAUCACAGGCUAAACAUAUCAUUGAAUGGCGAGAAAAACAAGGAAACUUUUGUAACCGUGAGCAGUUAAGACUGGUGAAGGGCAUCGGGGAGAAAACAUACAAUCAGUGUGCAGGAUUUAUCCGAAUUAACCCUACUGGAAAUAAAUUAAAUUUGAGUGAAGAAGUGUGUGAAAUAGAAGCAGGACCUUCAAAAGGGAAAAAACGAAAACUGAAAACAGAGUCAAAGCAAAGUUCCAAGAAAGUCAAGCUGGAAGUGAAAGAUGGACCAAAUCCACUGGAUCGCACCUGGAUCCAUCCAGAGUCUUAUGGUAUUGCUUGCAAGUUCAUAAAUCAGGUUGGUGCUUCAAUGGACCAAAUUGGUUUCCCACCAUUUAUUGACAAAGUAAAGCAGCUUGUGAAUUCCACAAGUGUUGAGAAACUUGCUAAGCAAUAUGAGAUUGGCGAACCAACCAUGUCAUUGAUCGUCACAGGGCUUACACAAGCAAUCAACUAUGACAUCAGAGAAGAGUCUGAGAAGCCAUUGUUUCGUACCAGUGUGAUGGGCUGGAGUGACUUGAAAGUGGGAGAACAGCUGAGUGGUCGUGUCAGCAACGUCACCCAUUUCGGUGCAUUUGUUGAUAUUGGCGUGGGCACUAAUGGUCUGCUGCACGUGAGUGAAAUCAAUAAAAGCCUACUGCGUGCAAAGAAUCGCACAAACUUAGCCAUCGGAGAUAAGAUCGAAGUGAAAGUCGUAAACUUUGAUGUUACCAAAAAACGGAUCGGUUUGUCGUUGGUCAGUUUCCUUUAAGAACAACAGUUGGGUAGACCUUAAGUUUUUAACAUUAACACUUUAAGCAUUCAGAUUAUUCUGUCAAAUAUAAGGUUCAUUCAUACACAUUGUUUUGAGCUAAUCAUGCUUUAUUUCAUAACUUCAAGAUUUUGACGAUGUGAGAAUUAUUUUUUCAGAAUGAGAUUUUAGAGUAGGUGUGAGAGGCUGAAUCUGGUUAGUUUGAACAUAGAACAGGUAGGAUAUGGGAGCAAUAUAAAUACUAAAGUGUUAAAUUUAGUCACAGAGAUAUUUUACAUCUCUGGGCCAUUUGCAUGAUCAAGAAAUUAGUUUCUGCAUAAUGUUUAACCCUUUAGAGAUGCUUCUGCACUAGAAAACACAGAACCAUUUUUAACAAAAUAGUUAAAAUUCUAUAAUAUAAAAGGCAUAUCUGAAUUUCAAUAGACAUA
Octopus sinensis (East Asian common octopus) is the source of this 2941-nucleotide messenger RNA. Its product is annotated as S1 RNA-binding domain-containing protein 1-like. Gene Ontology annotation, biological process: nucleobase-containing compound metabolic process; translation. The coding region runs from base 63 to 2513 and encodes 816 amino acids. The transcript has 18 exons. NCBI's taxonomy places the organism in Eukaryota, Metazoa, Mollusca, Cephalopoda, Octopoda, Octopodidae. Gene Ontology annotation, molecular function: mRNA binding; structural constituent of ribosome. The record is from RefSeq and is a predicted model, not a curated record.